Messenger RNA from Carassius gibelio (silver crucian carp), 2299 nucleotides. RefSeq names its product urokinase plasminogen activator surface receptor-like. Lineage: Eukaryota; Metazoa; Chordata; Actinopteri; Cypriniformes; Cyprinidae. The record is from RefSeq and is a predicted model, not a curated record. Bases 1505 to 2104 code for a protein of 199 amino acids. The transcript is spliced from 5 exons.
CUUGAGUCCCAUCCAAAGUGAAUAUAUAAACUUAUUUAAUUUGCUUGCAUGACUGACUAACAUACAGGAUGCAACAGGGCUGAAAGCAAACAAUAGAAAAAGAAAUUGCCACAUACAGUAUGAUCUGUAUUUCUGGUUGUGAUUCUAGUUCUUAGCUGUGUUUAGUCCCAGUUUCUAUAGUUUGUAUAGUUACUCACUGAUUCAUUGUUUAGUCUCAUCUGUUCCUUUUGUCCUCCCUCAGUAUUUAUUUUUCCCUGUAUGGUUCAGUUCUAAGUUCUUUUCUUCUUGUUGUAAGGUUUGGCUUGCUGCACUCCUGUGUUUCAGUGUGGGUUUUGUUUUCGAAUGUGACAGAAAAACAGACUUGAAACAUGGAUCUAACAGUGGUUCAAACCUCUUAUCCAAGAGGGAUUGUUUUCUCGAGGAUCACAUGAGUGUCUUUUUAAGAUCUGGUGGUAAUGUCACCAAUCAUCUGUAAUGGAUUCACGAAUCUGCUGUUGUUUGCAGUCAAGGAAGAUAUAAUGAUGAUUCCGAUGAGAUUUUGAGCUUCAGAGUUUUUGCAUUCCAUUCAACUGUAUAGAAACAACUUUGUUGUUUAUUUAAAUAAAAAGUACCAAAAUGUAAAGAGCAUUAAAAAAUCUAUCACAUAAUAUAAAUACGUUGUCACUGAAUAAGAAUAUGUGAAUAACUCAAUUUUGACAAAAAUGUCAGAUAGAACCUUAUAAUUCCAAGGGGAUGAUACAGGCAUCAUAUUUUACUAAAAGCUAAAUAUAGGAGAUCUUAUAAAAUAUUUAGGAGUAUAAAAAUGUAAAACAGUGUGUUCAGGUGAAAAUCAUGCUAAUGAACUACAUCUAUUGUAAUCCUUUAACGUUUAGCUCAUUAUAACACUGUUAUGUAUUUAAGUGAAAAGAUCAUAGAAACUAAUAUUGACCUGGUGUUUCAAUAACCUUCGAUCCUCAACUAAAGAUACACUCUUAAAAAUAAAGGUGCUUCACGAUGCCAAGAACCUUUUUGUCUAAAUGGUUCAAGAAAGAACAUUGAUGAAGGUAUAUCAGAUUAUAAAAAGGUAAGACAGAUGGUUCUUUAAAGAAACUUUGACUGAAUGCUUCUUUGUGGAACCAAGAAUGGUUCUUCUGUGCCAUUGCUGUGAAGAACCUUUAAAGCACCUUUAUUUUUAAGAGUGAAGGCAAUACCUGAAUCACUCAACAAUUUAUGUAUGACUUCUGCAGAACAUAAAAAGAUUCUUUGAAGAAUAAUGGAGGACAGAAAGCAUUGAACCCAUGACUUUCAUUUUUUUGACAAACUCAUUUUAGGAUGGUUGGUUUAAGUAGUUAUAAUUCAUUAAACCUCCCUUUAUAAUUAAAUGGCAUGUAAAUGAUGUAAGCUAAAGUUUCAUUUUCUAGUAAUGUCUACUUUAACCUUUCAUUUUCUCAUUAAGACCUUCCCCUUUGAAAAGCUAUAAAUGAGCGCUGAAACAGGUGUCACUUCAUUCAGCUCCUGAUCAACGAUGGAUCUGCAAAUCUCAGCUUUUCUUCUGUUCCUUCUGUUCACUGCAGGACACUCUCUCAGCUGUUAUGAGUGCUCAGGUCUGUUGGGCUCUUGUGCAAGUCAAAAUAUAAAAACAUGUCCCAGUGGACGUUCGAAGUGCAUGAGUUCAACAACGGUAGUAAAUGUUGUUGGCAGUGGUACUAAAGUGAAAGCUAAAGACUGUAUUGCUGACUGUGUAAGUGGAUCCAUGAACAUCGGUGUUGGAAAGACAUCAUUUGCGUGCUGUAACACAGACCGGUGCAACUUCCAAGACGCUCCAGAUCCCUCUAUUGUCCCCAACGGAAAGAUGUGUUACUCCUGUGAUGACAAGAGCUGCUCAAACAUAUUGAAGUGUUCAGGGAGUGAAGACCGCUGCUUUAAAGCCUCAGGGACUUUAGGUGGCCAGUCAACAGUUGUAAAAGGCUGUGUCUCUAAAUCUAUCUGUGAUGCUGAAACAUCGGUUAGAGAUAUUCAGGAAGCCUCGUGUUGUUCAGGGAAUCUGUGUAACGGUGUUCAGAGCAUCUCUCAGAGCUUCCUGUUCCUCUGCUGUUCUCUGCUCUCCUUCAUCCUGCUGCACUGAAUCCAGCAGAUCUUCACAUCUACAAUCAGACACACUGCACUGAAUAUAGAGCUUGUGCUUUCUCUGUACUGUGCAUCAUUGGUGCCUUUCUAGUUUUUGCGGUGACAUUCUGAUGUGACAUUUUGAAUUAAAACACUACAUUUAAUACAGCUCGUCAUGCUGUAAAAAAAUUAAAAAUAAAUCAUUACUACAAAA